AUGUUGAGAAAUUUGUCUAAAAGAGCUCCGCUCCGCGCUGCUCCAAGAUUGGCCAGAACUCUGGCGACAGAGUCCGACACGGUCACCAUCGACUUGCCAGAAAGCUCUUUCGAGACUUAUAAGAUGGAUGCUCCAGAAUUGACCUUCGAGACAGAGAAAAGCACCUUGCUCCAGAUGUACAAGGACAUGAUCAUCAUCAGAAGAAUGGAAAUGGCCGCCGACGCCUUGUACAAGUCCAAAAAGAUUAGAGGUUUCUGCCAUCUUUCUGUUGGACAAGAGGCCAUUGCCGUUGGUAUUGAGAAUGCCAUUGACGCUAAUGACGAUGUCAUCACCUCUUACAGAUGUCAUGGUUUCACCCACAUGAGAGGCGCCUCCGUCAAGGAGGUUUUGGGUGAGUUGAUGGGUAAGAGAUGCGGUGUUUCCUACGGUAAGGGUGGUUCCAUGCACAUGUACGCUCCAGGAUUCUACGGAGGAAACGGUAUUGUGGGAGCCCAGGUGCCAUUGGGAGCCGGUCUUGCUUUUGCCCACCAGUACAAAAACAAGCCAAACUGUACCUUCACUUUGUAUGGAGAUGGUGCUGCCAACCAAGGUCAGGUGUUUGAGUCGUUCAACAUGGCCAAACUGUGGAACUUGCCAUGUAUUUUUGCUUGUGAGAACAACAAGUACGGUAUGGGAACUUCUGCUUCUAGAUCCUCGGCCAUGACCGAGUACUACAAGAGAGGUCAGUACAUCCCAGGUCUGAAGGUUAACGGUAUGGAUAUCUUGGCCGUUUACCAGGCCUCCAAGUUCGCCAAGGACUGGUGUGUUUCCGGUAACGGACCACUUGUUUUGGAGUACGAGACUUACAGAUACGGUGGACACUCCAUGUCCGACCCAGGUACCACCUACAGAACCAGAGAGGAGGUCCAGAACAUGAGAUCCAGAAACGACCCAAUUGCCGGUUUGAAGGCCCACCUUUUGGAGUUUGGAAUCGCUACCGAGGAUGAAGUCAAGUCUUUCGAUAAGGCUGCCAGAAAAUACGUCGAUGAGCAGGUCAAGGAGGCCGAGGUGUCUCCUCCACCAGAAGCCAAGAUGGACAUUCUGUUCGAGGACGUUUACGUUCCAGGAUCCGAGAUCCCAGUCUUGAGAGGAAGAAUCAGAGACGACUCGUGGUCUUUCGAGAAGAAGGGAUUUGCCUACAAAUAG
Ogataea philodendri is the source of this 1185-nucleotide messenger RNA. RefSeq lists its product as uncharacterized. Bases 1 to 1185 code for a protein of 394 amino acids. The transcript has a single exon. Gene Ontology annotation, molecular function: pyruvate dehydrogenase (acetyl-transferring) activity. The record is from RefSeq and is a predicted model, not a curated record. Gene Ontology annotation, cellular component: intracellular membrane-bounded organelle. Gene Ontology annotation, biological process: pyruvate decarboxylation to acetyl-CoA. Lineage: Eukaryota; Fungi; Ascomycota; Pichiomycetes; Pichiales; Pichiaceae.